AUGACGCAACGAAUAAAACAGGAGGCAAAACUGGCCUUUGAGCAAAGAAGUCUUGUAGAGUUCACAGCACUGGCCAAGUUGAGUGAUACUUGCAUCCCUUUUCAGAUCGCUGACCCUGCGACCUGUGACCAGAUGUAUGAGAGCUUAGUCAGAAUCCACACCAACUACUACAAAAACAAGUAUCCACGCCUGAAAGAUACAACCUUCACUGGAGUGACAGUAGACGAUUGCAAGAUGAUCCUAGCAACAGACAUUCUGAAACAGAUGGAGGAAAUGAAAAAAGGGACAUGGAAAAAAUUGCGAGAAAGGUUUUAUGCCAAGAAAUCUGAAGAGGAUUCAAAGUGAUAGGCUAUCUCCCAGAUUCUCCACUGUAUAUAUUCCUAAAGCACUGUAUGCUGCCAUAAUGAAUAAAGCCAUUCAGUCCUCUUAGCAACAACA
Messenger RNA from Struthio camelus australis, 438 nucleotides. Lineage: Eukaryota; Metazoa; Chordata; Aves; Struthioniformes; Struthionidae. The record is from RefSeq and is a predicted model, not a curated record.